Molecule: messenger RNA, 1741 nt
Organism: Cyclopterus lumpus (lumpfish)
Lineage: Eukaryota; Metazoa; Chordata; Actinopteri; Perciformes; Cyclopteridae
Product: histidine-rich glycoprotein-like
Exons: 7
Coding region: 1-1521 (506 amino acids)
Biological process (GO): negative regulation of endopeptidase activity
Cellular component (GO): extracellular region
Molecular function (GO): cysteine-type endopeptidase inhibitor activity
Source: RefSeq, a predicted model, not a curated record
AUGAAGCACUGCAUGCUAUUGUCGCUGUUGUUGGCGCUGGGGUGCGUCCACGGUGCCCCGGUGGCACCGGAUGCCAUGGAGCAGGGGUCGUGUGAAGACGCCUCGGCGAUGGGAGCUGCAGGACUUGCUCUCAACAAGAUCAACCAGGACCGGACGGAGGGCUACAUCUUCGCCCUGCACCGCCUGUCCAACGUGCACAUGACAAAGCAUGGUGAGACCGGCAUGGUUUUCUACCUGACUCUGGAUAUUGUGGAGACCAACUGCAGUGUUCUCAGCAAGAAGGACUGGAAGGCCUGUGAGGCUCGUCCCACCAGCAACACACCGGUAUAUGGGCAGUGCAAAGCUACCAUCUACAUCAGUAAGGUGCACAGAGUGGUGCGUCUCUACAAGUACAACUGUGUUGCCAGACCAGUCCCUUCAGCCAGGGUGCAUGAGAUUUGUCCCGACUGUCCCUCUGUUAUGAGCUUCAAUAGCGAUGAGGUCCAGAAGGCUGUGUCUCUCUCGCUGGGGAAGUUCAACAAAGAGGGAGGAUUGUCCAAACGUUUCGCUCUGCUCAAUAUCACCCGCGCUACCGCUGGGAUGGCCAUGUCGAUGUAUUACAAUGUAGAGUACACCAUCCAGGAGACCGUCUGUACCAGCAUUGCACCAGCAGCUGAUCCAUGCCCCUUCUUGGAAUGCGAGUUCACUCACCACGGCUUCUGUAAGGCAUCCCUCUUCUACUCUCCCUCUGAUGAAGCGGAUAUCGACGUAGAUUGUGAGAUCUAUGAGCCCGAGGCUUCUGAGAGAGAGAAGAAACUCCACCUGUUGGCCAACGAGGCCGACCACAAGCACCAUGACACACACGCACACAGCCACGUCCACGACGGCGUACACGCCGCCGACGCAGCGCACACGCACGACCACGCCCACGACCACACCAAGAGCCACGCUCAUCACGACAACACCAAGAAGCACGCUGCCGACAGCGACCACCACCACACACACGACCAUGCUGUGGGCAGCGGCCACAGGCACGCCCACGCCCACUCCCACGAUCACGGACAUGGCCACGAUCACGUGCACACUCAUCACGCCAAGGCGCACAACCACACCAGCGACGUCCCCCACCAGCACCACAACUACAAGCACGCUGCCGGCGUGCACACCCACGAGCACGACCACGAGCUGGCCCUAGAUCACGACCACAUGCACGCUCACCUGCACGACCACGAGCACCACCACCAUCACCACGAUCACAACCACGAGACGGAAUCCCACGACCACCCAGAGGGCACGGUGAGGUUUCUGCCCACCAUGGACCAGCCCAUGACCCUGCCUUCCUUCCCUGACGUCCCCGCCGGUGGCCCCGAGGUGGGAGUCACCCUGCCCCUCAAGCCAGACCCCCAGAUCCCCGGACAGAUGGAGCCCACCAUCGAGCCCUUCCCCGUGGCGGUCUCAGCCAAAUGCAGCCCUGCAGCGGCAGGAGAAACCCUGGUGGAGAAGCUCUUCUCUGAGGACCCCAUGUUCAAGCCAGUCGCAUAAGGUGGCCCAUGACGCUCUAUUGGGAACUGAAUGGAUCCUAAAACACAUAAAAACAGACUGAAGUGAAGACAUGAACAUAUUUACAGUAACACUUUUGCUUCAGACACAUUGAUGGACAAUCUGCUUAGCUGGGUCAUGCUUAGGCCACAAAUGGUUCAACAUAAACACAAACUCUCCUGUCUCUGUUUCCUUCCACCUUCUAAUAAAGGUUGAGUGCAUU